AGAUCAAGAUGAGCGGUGAUGCGGCAGAUUCCACAGAUACUCGGCACGAACCCGACCAGGUGGAGCCAGGAAAUGAACAGAAUGGGCUGGACUUUAACAGGCAGAUUAAAACCGAAGACCUCAGCGACUCUUUGCAGUCUACAAUCCCCCCUAGGUCAGGUCACCUUGUGCAGGGAUCAUCAAUGAUGCCUGGGAGCCAAAUUGCAGGGGAUAUGAGCUCUCUUCACACCCUGCAGCAGCUUGUACUGCUUCCUGGUCAUAUGCAGUCAGUUCCCCAGUUUCUUCUGUCUCAGUCUCAGGCCGGGCAACAAGCUUUGCAGCCAAACAUCCUCUCCUUCCCUCAGCAACAGGGCAGCCUUCUCCUCUCCCAGCCGGGACCCAGCCUGGCAUCACAGGCUGUGGGCCGUUCUGGACUCCCCGGGUCAUCGGUUGAACCCCACCUGGACGUACCCCAGCAUUUGCAAGUGGCAAAGCACCUCACUCCGACGGGAGCAUCUGAGGAACCCAGUGACCUGGAGGAGCUGGAAAAGUUUGCUAAGACUUUCAAACAAAGGCGAAUCAAAUUGGGGUUCACGCAGGGUGACGUGGGACUUGCCAUGGGGAAGCUCUAUGGCAAUGACUUCAGCCAGACCACCAUUUCCCGCUUCGAGGCUCUCAACCUGAGCUUUAAGAAUAUGUGCAAGCUCAAACCUCUGCUGGAGAAGUGGCUGAGUGAUGCAGAAUCUGCUCCUUUGGAUUCUUCCAUGAGCACUCCCAAUUCCUACCCCUCAGUGAAUGAGAUGUUUGGACGGAAAAGAAAGAAGCGAACCAGCAUUGAGACCAACAUUCGCUCCACUCUGGAGAAAAGAUUUCAAGAUAACCCCAAGCCCAGUUCAGAGGAGAUAUCCUUGAUAGCAGAGCAGCUCUCCAUGGAAAAGGAGGUGGUUCGGGUCUGGUUCUGCAACCGGCGCCAGAAGGAAAAACGGAUCAGCUGCCCAAUGCCAUCCCCCAUCAAAUCACCUAUCUACAAUUCCAGACUGGUUUCUACCUCAGGGUCCUUGGGGCCCCUCUCUGUCAAUCCAGUGCAUAGCACCAUGCCUGGGACUGUAACAUCAUCAUGUUCCCCAGGGAACUCCAGCAGGCCCUCGUCCCCUGGCAGUGCACUCCAUGCCACCAGCCCCGGCACAGCCCAGAGCAACUCCAAAGCUGCAAUGAACUCAUCCGGUUUCAACUCUUCAGGAUCUUGGUACCGAUGGAAUCAACCUACCUACCUCCACUGA
Messenger RNA from Eurypyga helias (sunbittern), 1259 nucleotides. It is a transcript of the gene POU2F3, whose product is annotated as POU class 2 homeobox 3. Gene Ontology annotation, biological process: regulation of transcription by RNA polymerase II. The transcript is spliced from 12 exons. The annotation marks the transcript as partial. Gene Ontology annotation, cellular component: nucleus. Gene Ontology annotation, molecular function: RNA polymerase II cis-regulatory region sequence-specific DNA binding; DNA-binding transcription factor activity, RNA polymerase II-specific. NCBI's taxonomy places the organism in Eukaryota, Metazoa, Chordata, Aves, Eurypygiformes, Eurypygidae. The record is from RefSeq and is a predicted model, not a curated record.